ACUGAUGGCAUUGGUUGUUGGAUGCUGCUGGGAAACUCUUCACAUAAACGGAGGCUGUGCUGUGAAGGUAGGCUGCCACAGGGAUUAGAAAAUCAAGUUUCUACUUCUAAUUUGGUUCGUCUCUCUGGGGAAAUCUUUUAAAAAGCGGGGUGGGGUGAGGUGGGAGGUUGGUGUUUUCAGUCUCAGCCAUGACGCACCCCGAGCGAACGUAAGAACCUGGGUCAGAAGCGCUCAGCGGCCGAACGCAGUCUUAGGGCGGACUACGUUUCCCACCGUGCUCCGCGGGCGCGCCAGUGCCUUACGCUAACACGUGAGUUCCCCCACCCAUUACUGUCUCUCGCGAGAGGACGGGCCGCACCGGCGGUAGUGUUAGCGAGCUGUGGUGGUUGUGGUGGUGGUGGUGGUGGCGGCCGAGACGGCGGCGGCCAUUUUGGUGAGGCCUCGGCAGCGGCGGCGGCGGCGGCAGCGGCUCACUGGGAAUAGCGUCUUUCUUCUUUACAACUCACUGCCCGCGUCUCUGUGCCGUGAGAGGAGGCAGUAGAGGCAAGGCGGUGGCAGUAGUCGCGUUCCCCAGGGGAAUUUAAAGGCUGUGAAGGCUGCGGCCAAGAGGGGGCCCUCCCCCCUCCUCGGCGGGAGGGGGGGUGGUGCGCACGCCCCCGAGGACGCAGGUGUAAUUCUCCUCAUUACGGCGGCACCGUGGAAGUGCAGACUUUCACAGGGGGUGUGGUCUCAGCUCACACAGGUGCUCCAGAGGCUGGUGGACCUGAGCGGAGGCUGGGACGCCCUGGUGGGCCCCGGGCCCUGGAAGACGGGUCCCGGUGGCCGGUGGCCCAGAAUGAGGCCAGCUCCCAGCAUGCCCUGCAGCCGGACGCCAGCCCCUCGGCCUGCAGCAGUGGUAAUAAGGACGCAGUCAUUCUUCAGGCAUCCACUGAGGUGCCUGGGAGUGGGACCAUGCAGAGCAGCCCCUCCCCUGCUCAUGCUCAGCUCUCAGUUCUACAGACACAGAUGGUGUCGGACGGCAUGACAGGCAGCAAUCCUGUGUCCCCUGCCUCAUCUAGUUCUCCAGCCUCUAGUGGGGCAGGUGGCAUCUCCCCCCAGCACAUAGCUCAAGAUUCUUCUCUGGAUGGACCUCCAGCCCCCCCAGAUGGUACCACAGUGCCUCUGGAAGGGGUCAGCUUAACCCAGGCUGGUGACCUGGCUAACAAGGGCCCAAAGUGGGAGAAGAGCCAUGCUGAAAUUGCAGAGCAAGCUAAACAUGAAGCUGAGAUUGAGACUCGGAUUGCUGAGCUGCGGAAAGAGGGUUUCUGGUCACUGAAGCGGCUGCCUAAGGUGCCGGAGCCGCCACGCCCCAAAGGUCACUGGGACUACCUUUGUGAGGAGAUGCAGUGGCUAUCUGCUGACUUUGCUCAGGAGCGCAGAUGGAAGCGGGGUGUGGCCCGUAAGGUGGUGCGCAUGGUAAUCCGACAUCAUGAGGAGCAAAGGCAGAAAGAGGAACGGGCUCGGAGGGAAGAGCAGGCCAAGUUGCGCCGAAUUGCUUCCACCAUGGCCAAGGAUGUCAGGCAGUUCUGGAGCAAUGUGGAAAAGGUGGUACAAUUCAAACAGCAGUCUCGCCUUGAGGAAAAGCGCAAAAAAGCCUUAGACCUACACCUGGACUUCAUUGUGGGUCAGACUGAAAAGUACUCAGACCUUCUAUCGCAAAGCCUCAACCAGCCACUAGCCUCCAGCAAAGCUGGCUCUUCCCCUUGCCUUGGUUCUUCCUCAGCUGCCUCCAGUCCUCUACCUUCUGCUUCCAGACUGGAUGAGGAAGAUGGGGACUUCCAACCCCAAGAGGAGGAGGAGGAAGAUGAUGAGGAGACCAUUGAGGUUGAAGAACAACAGGAAGGCAAUGAUGCAGAGACUCAGAGGCGUGAGAUUGAGCUGCUUCGACGUGAGGGAGAACUGCCACUGGAAGAGCUGCUCCGUUCCCUCCCUCCUCAGCUGCUGGGUGGGCCUUCGAGCCCCUCUCAGACCACCUCAUCUCAUGAUAGUGAUGCCAGAGAUGGGCCUGAAGAAAGUGUUGAAGAGGAACCUCCUCAGCUUUUGGAGGUGAAGUCUCGACCUGCCUCUGUCACACAGCGUAACAAACAGCCCUGGCAUCCAGAUGAAGAUGAUGAAGAGUUUACUGCCAAUGAGGAUGAAGCUGAGGAUGAAGAAGACACCAUAGCAGCUGAGGAACAGUUGGAAGGGGAGGUGGAUCAUGCCAUGGAGCUUAGCGAAUUGGCUCGAGAAGGUGAGUUGUCUAUGGAGGAGCUACUUAAGCAGUAUGCAGGAGCCUAUGCCUCUGAUGCUUCUGCUCCGGGAUCUGGGAGUAGUGAAGAAGAUGAAGAUGAGGAGGUUGAGGCUAACACCUCUGAAUGCGAGCCAGAUGGGGCCACAGAAGCUGAAGAGGCUCCUCAUGAAGAUAGUAGCAGCCAGUCAGAUUCUGCUGAGGAACAGAGCGAGGAUGAAGAAGAUGAGCAUUCAGAAGAGGAAGAAACAAGUGGGAGUUCAGAAUCAGAGGAAUCUGAGUCUGAUGAAUCUGAGGAUGCUGGAUCGCAAAGCCAGGCAGAUGAGGAAGAGGAGGAAGAUGAUUUUGGGGUGGAAUACUUACUUGCCCGUGAUGAAGAACAGAGCGAGGCAGAUGGAGGCAGUGGGCCUCCCACGCCAGGGCCCACCACCACUCUAGGUCCUAAGAAAGAAAUUACUGACAUUGCUGCAGCUGCUGAAAGUCUCCAGCCCAAGGGGUACACCUUGGCCACAACCCAGGUGAAGACACCCAUCCCCCUCCUCUUGCGAGGCCAGCUCCGGGAAUAUCAACAUAUUGGGCUUGAUUGGCUGGUUACUAUGUAUGAGAAGAAACUUAAUGGGAUUCUUGCAGAUGAGAUGGGGCUAGGGAAGACUAUUCAAACCAUCUCCUUGCUUGCUCACUUGGCUUGUGAGAAAGGUAACUGGGGUCCCCAUUUAAUCAUUGUUCCUACCAGCGUGAUGUUGAACUGGGAGAUGGAGUUGAAACGUUGGUGCCCCAGCUUUAAAAUCCUUACUUACUAUGGAGCCCAGAAAGAGAGGAAGCUCAAGCGGCAGGGCUGGACCAAGCCCAACGCCUUCCAUGUGUGUAUCACAUCUUACAAGCUGGUGCUGCAGGACCACCAGGCAUUCCGUCGCAAGAACUGGCGCUAUCUCAUUCUAGAUGAGGCUCAGAAUAUCAAGAACUUUAAGUCUCAGCGCUGGCAGUCACUGCUUAACUUCAACAGUCAGAGGCGCCUGCUCCUCACAGGAACACCCUUGCAGAAUAGCCUCAUGGAGCUGUGGUCGUUGAUGCACUUUUUGAUGCCCCAUGUCUUCCAGUCUCAUCGAGAGUUCAAGGAAUGGUUCUCUAAUCCACUAACUGGCAUGAUUGAGGGCAGCCAAGAGUAUAAUGAAGGUCUAGUCAAACGACUCCAUAAGGUUUUGCGGCCUUUUUUGUUGCGUCGAGUUAAGGUAGAUGUUGAGAAACAAAUGCCCAAAAAGUAUGAGCAUGUAAUCCGCUGCCGGCUCUCCAAGCGCCAGCGCUAUCUCUAUGAUGACUUCAUGGCACAGACUACAACCAAGGAGACGUUAGCUACAGGCCAUUUCAUGAGUGUCAUCAACAUUUUGAUGCAGUUGCGGAAAGUCUGCAAUCAUCCAAAUCUUUUUGACCCUCGACCUGUUACUUCCCCUUUCAUUACCCCAGGCAUCUGCUUCAGCACUGCCUCUUUGGUGCUGAGUGCUACAGAUACCCACCCACUCCAGCGGAUAGACAUGGGUCGCUUUGACCUUGUUGGCCUGGAAGGUCGUGUGUCUCGAUAUGAGGCUGACAUAUUUUUGCCCCGGCACCGUCUCUCUCGCCGGGUACUACUAGAGGUGGCUACUGCUCCUGAUCCUCCACCCCGGCCCAAGCCAGUCAAGAUGAAGGUCAACAGGAUGCUGCAGCCAGUGCCCAAGCAAGAAGGCCGCACAGUGGUGGUUGUGAACAGCCCCCGGACGCCCCUUGGCCCUGUCCCAGUCCGACCCCCUCCAGGUCCUGAGCUCUCAGCCCAGCCCAUCCCUGGCCCAACCCCCCCAGUGUUGCCAGCACCACUGAUGGUGUCAGCCUCACCUGCCGGGCCCCCACUUGUUCCUGCAUCCCGGCCCCCUGGACCUGUUCUCUUGCCUCCCUUGCAGCCAAACAGUGGUUCUCUCCCCCAGGUGUUGCCAUCUUCCCUGGGAGUCCUGAGUGGGACCUCACGGCCUCCUACGCCAACCCUAUCUUUGAAGCCAGCCCCACCUGCCCCAGUUCGUUUGAGCCCAGCCCCACCUCCAGGGUCCUCUAGCCUAUUGAAGCCCCUGACAGUGCCACCAGGAUAUACUUUCUCCCCUUCUGGUUCUACCAGCACCUCUGGCACCACAGCAACUGCUCCUACCACAGCAGUGUCAGCUCCAACUCCUGCACCACAGCGCCUCAUUUUGUCUCCUGAUAUGCAAGCUCGCCUGCCCUCAGGUGAAGUGGUCAGCAUCGGGCAGUUGGCCUCACUGGCACAACGUCCAAUGGCAAGUGCUGGGGGAAGCAAACCUCUCACCUUCCAAAUCCAGGGCAACAAGCUGACUCUGACUGGUGCCCAGGUGCGCCAGCUUGCUGUGGGGCAGCCCCGCCCGCUGCAAAGGAAUGUGGUGCACCUGGUGUCAGCAGGGGGGCAGCACCACCUCAUCAGCCAGCCUGCCCAUGUGGCCCUCAUCCAGGCCGUGGCCCCGACCCCUGGCCCCACCCCUGUCUCUGUGCUGCCUUCUUCGACCCCCAGCACCACCCCCGCCCCCACUGGCCUCAGCCUUCCGCUUGCUGCUAACCAGGUGCCACCAUCUAUGGUGAAUAAUACAGGCGUGGUGAAGAUUGUAGUGAGACAGGCCCCACGGGAUGGACUGACUCCUGUUCCACCUCUGGCAUCAGCACCCCGGACCCCAAGCUCUGGGCUUCCAGCUGUGUUGACUCCACGCCCCACGUUAACCCCUGGCCGGCUACCCACAUCUACUCUGGGCACUGCUCGUGCACCCAUGCCCACGCCCACUCUGGUGAGGCCCCUUCUCAAGCUGGUCCACAGUCCUUCGCCUGAAGUCAGUGCUUCAGUGCCUGGACCUGCUCCUAUGACCAUCUCUUCUUCUCUCCAUGUGCCAUCCUCGCUCCCUGGGCCACCCUCUUCUCCAAUGCCUAUUUUCAACUCCUCUCCCCUUGCUAGUCCUGUGUCCUCUACUGUCUCAGUCCCAGUGUCAUCUUCACUCUCCAUCUCUGUCCCCACCACACCUCCUGUUCCUGUCUCAGCAGCACUAACCAUCCCCAUUUCAGCCCCUUUGCCUGUUUCGGCCUCAGGCCCAACUCUGUUGACCAAUGUGACUCCUGCACUGGCACCUGUUGUCUCGGCAGCUCAUGGACAACCCUCUUUGGUGCCAGCUGGGGCUUCCCCACCAGCGUCAGCAUUGACUCUAGGAUUGGCCACUGCUCCAGCCCUAUCCCCAUCUCAGACACCUGGUCACCCUCUAUUGUUGGCUCCCACCUCUUCCCAUGUUCCAGGGUUGAAUUCAGCUGUGGCCCCAGCAUGUUCACCUGUCCUCGUGCCAGCUUCCGCUCUGGCCAGUCCUUUUCCAGCGGCGCCAAAUCCAGCUCCAGCUCAGGCGUCCAUUCUUGCUCCAGCACCGUCUGCAUCCCAGGCUUUGGCCACCUCUUUGGCUCCUAUGGCGGCUCCACAAACAGCAAUCCUAAGUCCUUCUGCGGCUCCUCUGGCUCCCCUUCCUGUCCUGGCUCCAUCGCCAGGUCCUGCUCCUGUUCUGGCUCCAUCGCAGACUCCAGUUCCAGUUAUGGCUCCAUCAGUGACUCCAGGAUCCCCUUUAGCCUCAUCUUCAUUGGUACCAGCUCCAGCUCCUGUGUUGGCUACAUCAUCAACUCAGACCAUGGUGCCAGGCCCAAUUCCAUCACCUCUUUCAAGCCUGGCUUCUACACAGACACUGGCCCUAGCCCCAGCUUUAGCAUCUACUCUUGGUGGCUCGUCUCCAUCUCAUACACACUCUCUGGGAACUGGGAACCCUCAGGGGUCCUUUCCAACUCAGACAUUGUCAUUGACUCCAUCAUCAUCUCUGGUACCAACUCCAGGCCAGACACUGUCUUUGGCAUCAGGAGCAUCACUGGGUCCAACUCAGACGCUGUCUCUAGCUCCGGCUUCUCCUAUGGGUCCUUCCCCAGCUCACGCGCUGACUUUGGCUCCAGCAUCAUCACCUGCUUCACUCCUGGCCCCGGCUUCAGUGCAUUCACUGACUUUGAGUCCAGCUCCAGUUCCUGUGCCUACCCUCGGUCCAUCUGCUACUCAGACCUUGGCACUGGCACCAGCUUCAACACAGGCCCCAGCUUCCCAAGCAUCUUCCCUUGUGGUUUCAGCAUCUGGCACUGCUUCCUUGCCUAUCACCAUGGUAAACCGGCUGUCUGUUCCUAAGGAUGAACCUGAGACACUGACAUUGCGCUCUGGUCCCCCCAGCCCACCCUCCACCUCUACCUCGUUCAGUGGCCCCCGGCCUCGACGCCAGCCCCCACCACCACCUCGUUCCCCUUUUUAUCUGGACUCACUGGAGGAAAAGAGGAAGAGGCAGCGGUCUGAACGCCUAGAAAGGAUUUUCCAACUUAGUGAGGCUCAUGGGGCCCUGGCACCCAUGUAUGGGACUGAAGUCCUGGAUUUCUGUACCCUGCCCCAACCUGUUGCCAGCCCCAUCGGCCCUCGUUCUACUGGUCCCAGCCACCCCACCUUUUGGACUUAUACCGAGGCUGCCCAACAGGCUGUACUGUUACCCCAGCAGCGACUAGACCAGCUGUCAGAAAUCAUUGAGAGAUUCAUCUUUGUCAUGCCUCCUGUGGAGGCACCUCCCCCAUCCCUUCAUGCCUGUCAUCCACCUCCUUGGCUGGCCCCACGGCAGGCAGCCUUCCAGGAGCAGUUGGCCUGUGAGCUGUGGCCCCGGGCUCGUCCUUUGCACCGUAUUGUGUGUAACAUGCGCACCCAGUUCCCUGACUUGAGACUUAUCCAGUAUGAUUGCGGAAAGUUGCAGACUUUGGCAGUGCUGUUACGGCAGCUCAAGGCAGAGGGCCACCGAGUGCUUAUCUUCACCCAGAUGACACGAAUGCUAGAUGUAUUGGAGCAGUUUCUUACCUACCAUGGCCACCUGUACUUGCGUCUGGAUGGAUCUACUAGAGUUGAACAGAGACAGGCCUUGAUGGAACGGUUCAAUGCAGACAAACGCAUAUUCUGCUUCAUCCUUUCAACUCGAAGUGGGGGUGUGGGCGUGAACCUGACAGGAGCAGACACUGUUGUUUUUUAUGACAGCGACUGGAAUCCUACCAUGGAUGCUCAGGCCCAGGAUCGCUGUCAUCGAAUUGGCCAGACUCGAGAUGUUCACAUCUAUAGGCUUAUUAGUGAACGGACUGUGGAGGAAAACAUUCUGAAAAAGGCAAAUCAGAAGAGAAUGUUGGGAGACAUGGCCAUUGAGGGAGGCAACUUCACCACAGCCUAUUUUAAACAGGCAUUGUGUCGGGCAGAGGAUGAAGAAGAUAUCCGUGCAGCCACCCAGGCCAAGGCUGAACAGGUGGCUGAACUUGCAGAAUUUAAUGAGAAUGAUGGAUUUACUGUUGGUGAGGGAGAGGAGGCCAGUCGGGUUGGAGCUGAUGAUGAAGAGAUGUCCCGGGCUGAGCAGGAGAUUGCUGCCCUUGUGGAGCAGCUGACCCCUAUUGAGCGAUAUGCCAUGAAAUUCCUAGAAGCCUCUUUGGAAGAAGUGAGCCGAGAGGAGCUCAAACAGGCAGAAGAACAAGUGGAAGCUGCCCGAAAAGACCUGGACCAAGCCAAGGAGGAGGUGUUUCGCCUACCCCAAGAAGAGGAAGAAGGGCCAGGGGCUGGGGAUGAGAUUUCCUGUGGGACUAGUGGAGGCAGCCACCGGCGCAACAAGAAAGUCAAGGCCCCUGAGAGGCUGGGGACUCGUGUCAGUGAGCGUCUUCGUGGAGCCCGGGCCGAAACUCAAGGGACAAAUCACACUCCUGUCACUUCCACCCAUCAUACCCGCAGCACUUCCACUCCCCCCCGCUGUAGUCCUGCCAGGGAACGGGUUCCCAGGCCAGCACCUAGGCCUCGGCUUACUCAGGCUUCAGCUCUUACUGUAGUUCCUGCCCCAGUCCCUGUCUCAAUACCCAUUUCAGCCCCAAAUCCAAUAACUGUUCUUCCUGUCCAUAUCUCACCAUCUCCCCCACCUCCUCCACAGAUUCCUCCUUCCUGUUCUCCUGCCUGUACCCCUCCUGCUGCCUGUACCCCUCCACCACCACCUCAUACUCCACCACCAGCCCAAACUUCUCUCUUAACUCCUCCUUCCCCACUUCUUCUUGAUUCACCUUCUGUGCCCAUCUCUUCUCCAGUUACUAACCUCUCAUUGGGCUUGGGGCCUGAAGCAGAACUUUGUGCACAAGCACUGGCAUCUACAGAGCCCCUGGAGAUGGCUGGUAUGACCAGUUCUGAAACUUCCCCGCUUACUCUUAUACCCCCUAAGGAUCUAUUGCCAGUUGCUGUUGAGAUCCUGCCCGUGUCAGAGAAGAACCUUCCCCUUCUCCCUCCUGCAUCUAGCCCAACCCCAGAGGCUGGCAGCAUCCCCAAUGGUCAGGAGCAAGAGAUACGAGAUCUUGCUGAGGGGAACAUUACAGUGCUGGAUCGUGAGGAGCUGUCCACAAGUUUGAGUGAGAGCAAUGGCCUGGAGCUCCCACCCUCACUACCAUCUGAUGAACCACUCCAGGAGGCUAAUAGGAACUCAGAAGAGUUGGUAGAGGUUCACACCCCAACCUCCAGCCCAGAGAAACCACAAGAACUUGGUACAGCUGAAGCUACAGUUCCAUCAACAUCGUCUUCAGAUACCUCCUCUCCUGAGGGUCCUUCAUCUAUCCGGCCCCCUCGGCGUCGAACCAGUGCUGAUGUAGAAAUUAGGGGUCAGGGGACUGGUGGACCAGGGCAACCUCCAGGCCCCAAAGUGCUUCGAAAGCUACCGGGACGGCUAGUAACUGUAGUAGAGGAAAAGGAACUUGUGAGGCGACGACGUCAGCAGCGAGGAACUGCCAGCACCUUAGUGCCUGGUGUCUCUGAGAUUAGUGCCAGCCCAGGAAGCCCAUCUACCCGAAGCAUGUCUGGGCCAGAGUCCUCACCUCCCAACAGUGGGCCCAGUGAAGCUGCUCCCUCAUCCUCACUGCCCACCCCAACUCAGCCCUUCAUCGCUCGACGUCACAUUGACCUGGGGGUGGCUGGAACGAGCAGCCCAGAGAAUGGAGAAGGAGCACUGCUUGCCAUCUCUCCACCUGCUGUGAAACGUCGAAGGGGGAGGCCCCCCAAAAAGACCAGGUCUCCAGCAGAUGCUGGACGUGGGGUGGAUGAGGCAACUUUAUCCACCUCUAAAGGGAAGACCAAUGGGACUGAUCCAGUCCCUGGGACUGAGACCCUAAUUGUUGCAGAGCCUGUCCUGCGGCCUCAGCUUGUUCCUGAAUCCCAGCUUCCUGGACCCCCACCAGCUCACAGACCAGAGCCCAUCAUCCUGUCACCUGUGGAGAAGAAAAGGCGUGGGCGCCCCCCCAAGGCACGAGAUUUGCCCAUCCCUGGGACCGUUUCCUCUCCAGGGGAUGGCAGUUUAGAGAGCCGGACACAGCAGCUCCCACAACCACCACUGCCACCACCCCUGCCACUGCUAACCUGUCCUACUGUUCCUGUCGCCAACACUGUCACCACAGUCACCAUUUCAAUGUCCCCACCCAAGCGGAAGCGGGGCCGACCUCCCAAGAAUCCACCAUCCCCUCGGGCCAGUCAGCUCCCUGUAUUGGACCGUGACAGCUCUUCUGUCCUUGAGAGCUGUGGAUUGGGGAGGCGGCGGCAACACCAGGGCCAGGGGGAAAGUGAGGGUAGCUCUUCUGAUGAGGAUGGAAGCCGCCCUCUCACCCGCCUGGCUCGCCUGCGACUUGAAGCAGAGGGAAUGCGGGGACGAAAGAAUGAAGGGUCCAUGGUGGUGGCUGUAAUUCAAGAUGAUCUGGAUGUAGCAGAUAGUGGGCCAGGCGGGUUAGAAUUGACACCUCCUGUGGUCUCAUUAGCCCCAAAACUGCGCUCAACCCGGCUACGCCCAGGGUCCUUAGUUCCCCCGCUAGAGACUGAAAAGGUGCCUCGCAAACGGGCAGGGGCCCCAGUUGGUGGUUCUGGGUUGGCAAAACGGGGCCGUGCACAACCCCCAAGUCCCCUGGGGCCCGAGGGUUCAGUGGAAGAGUCUGAGCCUGAGGCCUCAGGUGAGGAAGAGGAAGGGGAUGGAAGCCUACGCCGACGGCCUGGGCCCCGCAGGCUUGUUGGGACCACCAACCAAGGGGACCAACGCAUCCUGCGCAGUGGUGCCCCUCCCCACCUGUCUGGCCCUACUGUUAGUCACAGAGGCCGGAAAGCCAAGACGUGAGUGGGCUGCCCUUCACCUAGGCUUCCCACCAUGGCCACUCUCCCUCCAUGACCAGGCCUGACUCUGUUAACCACUACUUGAAGUCUUGAGGGGGAAAGCCUCCAGGGAGACAUAAGGGCCUUCUCCCUUCUUUCCACCAAAGUAGGGGGUAGGCAACUGACUGUCAUGGAAAUGUGGCUCAUCACAAUCCUUCCCUUCCACCUGUGUGGCUGGGCAGUGUUAAGGGUGGCAAGAUAGUCUUUGUCCCACCUCCUUGUACUUGAUUCCCCAGCUGUCUUUCAUAGCCCCAUACCCUUAUGGGAAAGGGAAGGGGCUUCUCUACAAUGAGUUUUUUUUCUUUUUUUUUUUUUUUUUUUUUAAGGAGAAAAAAUAAUAAACUUAGUUUCUGUACAAGCA
Messenger RNA from Octodon degus (degu), 10893 nucleotides. RefSeq names its product Snf2 related CREBBP activator protein (gene Srcap). NCBI's taxonomy places the organism in Eukaryota, Metazoa, Chordata, Mammalia, Rodentia, Octodontidae. The transcript has 33 exons. Gene Ontology annotation, cellular component: Swr1 complex. Gene Ontology annotation, molecular function: ATP hydrolysis activity; ATP binding; DNA binding. Bases 952 to 10497 code for a protein of 3181 amino acids. The record is from RefSeq and is a predicted model, not a curated record.